CAAUCCAAAUUUAUGUUUGGGACUUGGGGUGAGAGAGCGAUGUUGGUGUUCCGAAGUCUGAACCAGAAUCCUACGAAUGACAUGAAGAGAUGAGGGAACAAAGUUUUGGAGAUAAGAUGCAUGGAAUAACAACUCUCGCUCUCACUGCAACUGCAAACACAAACACAUUCCUUUCUUGUCCUCUAAGAUCUCUUCUACCACUUACCCCUCCACCGAAUUGUUGCAUACCCACUUGUAAAUUUAACUAUGGAAUUCGUUUCAACCAUUCUCAGUGGAAGCACCAAAAAACAGAAAGAUGGAGCAACAGAAAUAGAACGAUGGUUGUGAGAGCAAGGCGUAGCGAGUCUCCGUAUGAAGUUUUGGGCGUGUCUCCAUCCGCAACCGUCGACCAAAUAAAAAAGGCCUAUCGGAAACUUGCUCUCAAGUAUCAUCCCGAUGUCAAUAAAGAGGAUAAGGCACAGGAGAAGUUUAUGAGGAUAAAACAUGCAUACAAUACAUUGCUAAAUUCUAGAUCCCGCAAAAAAUAUGAUUCUGGAAGUCGAGGUUAUGAUUUUUCUCAAGGAAGCCGAACUAGGAAUGUACAAGCUGAAGAAGAGUUUUAUGGACUAGAGGACUUCUUUAAGGAUCUUCAACAAGAAUUCAGGAACUGGGAAGCAAACACUGCUUCACAAGGAAAGCCAAAGAGUCUAUGGGAGGAAUUGGCGGAAAUAGGAGAAGAAUUUGUGGAGUUCCUUGAGAAAGAACUCAAUAUUACUGAUCAAAAUGAUGAUUAUAAAACGCCUCAGGGAGGCAACACAUCGAACUUUCCUGGGACAGAGACACCAAGCAAUAGCAGUCAAGGUCAAGCUGGCAAGGGAAGCAGAGGCGUUGAGGAUAACCUUGAGGAAAUAGAAGCCACUCUGGCUCAGUUGAAAAAGGAACUAGGCUUAUAGCAUAAAAGGAUUAGAGGUUCCUCCAUUUGGUUGAGAGAAAAAGCCACAGAAUUCAUUGCCUCUCAUUCUUGGCACGAGACAUGGCCUUUAAUUAUGUGAAGGCAUAUCUCUUGGUGGCCAUUGGGAACCAAAGUCACCAAAUUGACUGUGUAACACCAGGGAUUCAACUGUUUUAUUUAUUUGUCUUCGGUGUUAGUUGGGUGAGUAGAGGAAAUAUAACAACACUAAAACUUAAAUCAUGGAUGUAUUUGGUGAGAUGAAAGCAAGAGAAAUGUAAAUGGAUUAUAAUUUAUUUGAUUUGUAAAACAUUUUAUGCGGAACUCGAAUAUGCAACAUUGACAAAUUAUUUGGAUUUCUGAGAGCAUUUACAAACAAAUAUAAAGGGUCCACUUCGUGAA
This is a messenger RNA of Glycine soja, 1330 nucleotides long. Its product is annotated as curved DNA-binding protein-like. Lineage: Eukaryota; Viridiplantae; Streptophyta; Magnoliopsida; Fabales; Fabaceae. Gene Ontology annotation, biological process: protein refolding. The transcript has 4 exons. The coding region runs from base 90 to 932 and encodes 280 amino acids. Gene Ontology annotation, cellular component: cytoplasm. The record is from RefSeq and is a predicted model, not a curated record.